AUAUAAUCUUAAAGAACAUAAAGUUUUGCACUCACCACAAAAUCACAGAGAAAAAAGAGAGCUGCUAAACCGAGAUGGCAGAAACUGCAGCGUCCUUGGCCGGUCAGUAUUUGCUUCCUAAAAUUUUGGAAGCUUUGAAAAUGCUUAGAGAUCUCCCAAAAGAAGUUGCAGACAUUACAGAAGAACUGGAGAGCUUUCAAGAUUUCAUCAAUGAUGCAGAUCAAGUGGCUGAAGCUGAAGAAGAUGAUGGUAGGCGUGAUAGAAUCAAAAAAAGGGUGAUGCGGUUGAGAGAAGCAGCUUUCCGCAUGGAAGAUAUCAUCGACGAAUUCUCGAUUCAUGAGGAAAACAAUCCUCACGAUCCUCGAUGUGCAGCUUUACUCUGUGAGGCUGUUGAGUUCAUCAAAACUCGGAUCCUUCAACUUCAAAUAGCAUAUAAGAUUCAGGAUGUGAAAUCACUUGUUUGUGCUGAAAGAGAUGGCUUCCAAAAGCAAUUUCCUUUACCAACAAAACCGAGUGGUUCUAGAGGAAAUCAGAAUGUCACAUGGCACAAGCUUCGAAUGGAUCCUCUAUUUAUUGAGCAAGAUGAGGUUGUGGGCUUUGAGAGUCCAAGACGUACGUUGAAGAAUUGGUUGAUAGAGGGACGAGAAGAGCGCACUGUCAUCUCUGUUGUUGGUUUGGCAGGAGUUGGAAAAACCACUCUUGCUAAGCAAGUUUUUGACAAUGUCCAUAACGACUUCGAGUGCCAUGCAUUGAUCACUGUGUCUCAAUCCUACACUGUAGAAGGACUGCUGAGGGAUAUGCUGCACCAGUUUUGUAAAGAAAAGAUGGAGAAUCAUCCUGCAGAUGUUUCUACCAUGGAUCGAAGAUCGUUGAUUGAAGAAGUCAGAAAGCAGUUGCGCAACAAGAGGGAGGAGAUUGAAGCAAAGGGGAGGGAGAUCAAAUUCUCAAGUGUCAAAAGAAUAAGAGAAUAAUAAUGUUUGUGAAUAUGCCUUUGUUAUAAUCAGCAGGACACAAAAAGAUUAUUAAUGACUCAUGAAUAUAUCACCUUCACAACUUUUUUUCAGUUUUGAAUAAAUUGACUCAUUGAAUUUUGUCCUGUUAUAAAGUGUUUGAUAGUGAUUUUCACCACAAUAAUGCAAAUAUUGAUUUUCAUUGCAAUAACACAGACCAACACAUGGAUCAUUCUCUUACAUGUCAUAUUAAAGUGAUUGAACUCUCAACCCUUAUCACUAUUCUAGCUGGAUCUCACCAUGUAUAUAGUACUUUCAUGUCAAAAACAAAUAUUAUACUGUGAGAUUUGACUUAUCAUAAGCAAGAUAAUUAAAUUUACAUAUUCUCUUUAAUUAUCCUGUUAGAUUAUGAAACCACCAUAAUUAGCUUUGUAUUUUAUAUAAGCAUGUCAUAUGUGAAAAGAAACUAAUAAGGAUAGG
Messenger RNA from Cajanus cajan (pigeon pea), 1430 nucleotides. Lineage: Eukaryota; Viridiplantae; Streptophyta; Magnoliopsida; Fabales; Fabaceae. The record is from RefSeq and is a predicted model, not a curated record.